Saitoella complicata NRRL Y-17804 is the source of this 1042-nucleotide messenger RNA. Its product is annotated as ketopantoate hydroxymethyltransferase. Gene Ontology annotation, molecular function: magnesium ion binding; 3-methyl-2-oxobutanoate hydroxymethyltransferase activity. Gene Ontology annotation, cellular component: mitochondrion. NCBI's taxonomy places the organism in Eukaryota, Fungi, Ascomycota, Saitoellomycetes, Saitoellales, Saitoellaceae. Gene Ontology annotation, biological process: pantothenate biosynthetic process. The record is from RefSeq and is a predicted model, not a curated record. Bases 1 to 945 code for a protein of 314 amino acids. The transcript is spliced from 2 exons.
AUGUCCAAAAAGUUGACCGUCUUCCACCCAUCCCCAGAUCCAGCCGGUGCUCCCGCUUCCUCUAGCACCACACCCACCGCAAUUGCAGAUAUCCCUCGACCAAAAGCAACACUCCAUACCCUCCGUCAACUCUACAAAAAGCAAAUCCCGAUUGCAACGAUUACGGCACAUGAUUUUCCAUCAGCACUCGCUGCGGAUCAAGCUGGAACGGACUUGAUCCUCAUUGGUGACUCCCUAGCGAUGGUCGCAUUGGGGUAUACCUCGACAAAUCAGGUGACAAUGGAGGAUAUGAUUCAUCAUUCAAAGGCUGUGGUGAGGGGAACAAAGUCGGCGUAUGUCGUUGCGGAUUUACCGUUUGGGACAUAUGAAGCUUCACCAGAAGAUGCUGUUCGGAAUGCUGCGAAGUUGAUUAGGGAGGGGGGUGUGGAGGCUGUCAAGUUGGAGGGAGGAAAGGAGAUGGCGGUGACGAUUGAGAGGUUGACGAGGGUGGGGAUUCCAGUGAUGGGACAUAUUGGAUUGCUGCCACAGAGACAAGCGGCUUUGGGUGGAUUCAGAGUACAAGGAAAGACGGCAGCGAGUGCGGCGCAACUAUUGGAGGAUGCAGUGGCACUUGAGAAAGCUGGCUGCUUCGCCAUUGUCCUGGAAGCUAUGCCAGCUGAGAUAGCCGAGAUCAUCACAAAACGCAUCACUGUCCCCACAAUCGGUAUUGGUGCCGGAUCAGCAUGUUCAGGGCAGGUUCUUGUACAACUGGACAUGCUCGGCGCAUUCGAGCGUUUCGUACCAAAGUUUGUGAAGCAGUAUGAGUCAAUAGGAGUGAAGACGAGACAAGCAAUCGGCAAGUAUGUCGAGGAAGUGAAGGCUAGGAGCUUUCCGGCUGUGCAGCAUACAUACCCAAUAAAGCCGGAGGAGUUGGAGAAGUUCAAGGUAAAGGUUGGAAGCGAUUGAAUGGAGCGGUUUGCUUGCGAAGUAUAACUCAAUGGCAAGGUCAAUCAGGCGAUACAGUACGAUAUAUGUGAAUGUUGGCAGUGCAGUGAGAACCUAU